Octopus bimaculoides (California two-spot octopus) is the source of this 5445-nucleotide messenger RNA. RefSeq names its product transient receptor potential cation channel subfamily M member-like 2. Gene Ontology annotation, cellular component: plasma membrane. The record is from RefSeq and is a predicted model, not a curated record. Gene Ontology annotation, molecular function: monoatomic cation channel activity. NCBI's taxonomy places the organism in Eukaryota, Metazoa, Mollusca, Cephalopoda, Octopoda, Octopodidae. Gene Ontology annotation, biological process: metal ion transport; monoatomic cation transmembrane transport.
UUCACCAUUUUACGACCUUUUUCUUCUUCUUCCCUCUUUCCCUUCACGCACUUUCUAUCUCUCCCUUUCUCUUUCUAUUCUAUUUUACUCCCUCCAUUUCUCCUCUUCCCCUUCUUGCACUCACACCAUUUCCCUCCCACUCUCUCCUCCUCUCUACUCCUCCCUGUCUAUCUUUCUCUCUCUCUCACUCUCUCGGGCAUCAAUGCCGCCGCUGUUUCUCGCUUCUCCCAUCUGAUUGUCAUCGUCCCCUCACGGCAACGAUGUCGUCAGUUUAGCAGGAUUUUCUUACAUAACACCAUGGACAAUAACGGAAGUCCCAAAUCUUGGACAAAACUCGCUUUCUUGAAUCGUAAUGACCAGUACCGGCCAAUCGACAUGUACAACGAUAACCGUAGCUACACUGAUUACGAAGACAGUAUAUAUCCUGACCGCAAUCAGUUUUUUCUGGAUGGUGAAAGCGUCAACCAGUCUGUUGUAUCGUCUCUGCGUGGUAUUAGCCGAGAUAGCUUCUGUAUGUCUACUGCACACAUAGCUGAAGACCCCCUGGAACUUCUGGAGUGUGGGGGAAUUAACGAUGAAGAACAAGAAUCAUAUUAUCCUGAAGUGGAACCCGUCCAGCGCACUGUUGAUUCAGCAGGUGCCGUGUCUGUUGACACACAGGACAGUGGACUUUUUAAAGACUCUCCACUUCCUUGUGGAAAUAUACAAUUUUGGUCCGAGUCUAUGGACCCAACAGAUUUCCAAUCCAAGAAGCAUUAUGUUUGUGUCCCAACCGAUACUUCUGUGGAAGAUCUGGCAGAUUUUAUGGGCCUUUUCUGGCGGAUGCGCAGUCCUAAAAUUGUGCUCUCAGUUGUCUCAGGAAUCAAGCAUUUUAAAGGCUGGAAAAACCCCAAACUCAAAGAACAAUUUCAAAAGGGAAUUAUCAAAGCUGCAAACACUACAGAACUUUGGAUAAUAACAAAUGGCGUUGAUGGUGGUAUUGCCAAGACAAUUGGUGAUGCCAUUCAUGAAGAGAAAAUCCACAGAAUUAGUAACCGUGUCCAACAGGCAUAUGCAUCAAUUCAUGCAGAACAAUGCCAUCGUUUACCCAAACUAACUGUGAUUGGAAUAAUGCCAAAACAUUGUAUUUCCUAUGAGAGUUCCUUUGAUGGUUUGUAUGAUGGCCCAAUUGUGAUAAAGAAUGAAGGUCACAAACCAAAUUCCGACUGUUAUGACCUGAAUCCAGACCAUACUCAUCUAAUUCUUGUGGAAGACGAAGUUGGAGAAAGGUCAAUAUUCACUCAUUUUCGUUGUUUGUUAGAAUACAGAUUAGGGUCAGAACUAGGACGACCUCAUCGCUUCAAGAGAUUCUUCAGUAAUGAAUCGUUUGAAAUGGAAAUGCAAACAGAAACACCUGCGGCUUCAGUUCCCGUCGUUGGUUUAUUAGUUCAAGGAGGACCAAAAAGUAUCGAUCAUAUUCUCUUCUUCUUGAAAAACAAGAUGCCUGUGUUAGUGCUGAAAGGAAUCGGUGGAGCGGCAGAUCUUGUGGCUUAUACCUACGAAGAAUUGCAGGAAAGAAGUGACCAGGACUUUACCGAUAAUUCCUUGAAACCAGAACUGAUUAAAAGAAUUUCAAAAACAUUCCCCGAUGACUUCAAAGAGAACGAUAUUGCCAGAAAUGCAUUUCGUGACAAGAUUUUAGAAUGUGUCAAAUAUUCUCAAGAGGGCGAACAAACAUUCCUUACCUUUGUCAACACAAAAGGAUGGGAUUCCAACCUGAAAGACCUUGAUAAAUAUAUUCUGAAGGCUUUAUUCCGAUCUAAAAUUCUUUCUGGGUCGCAAUGGAGGGAACAGUUAUACAAAGAUUUGCAGCUGACCUUGGACUGGAAUCGACCUGAUCUGGCUUGCUCGGAAAUAUUCCAAAGAGAAGAAUUUGGCAAAUUAAAAAUCGAUAAAAACCUCUUUGAUCAGUCACUGCAGAGAAAAGACCGUGAAGAUUUUGUAGAACUUUUUCUCGAUCAGAACUUCCAAGUUCAUAAAUUCUUGAAUCAUAAAAAACUGAAGCUUCUCUUUGAAAAAGCUGAAGAACGAGAAUUCUUCUACACAACCUGCUUAGAAGGUGCUCUGGGCAAGAAUUUCCAAUCAAGGGAUCAGCCUUUGGCUGCCAACUUCUUGGACACAGAUUUGAAUCGUCUCAUUUACAAACUGUGUGGAAUCAAAGACUUUGUCCAGCCCUGCGAACUCUCCAUGAACUCCCUAGGCUUGUAUGUCCUGGACCCUGUUGUUGCUGAAAGAAAGGCCAUCAACUGUCUCAUAGUCUGGGCUGUCCUUAUGAAUCGUAAUAAAUUAGCCAAGCUGUUAUGGGGAAGAUCGGAUGAUCCAAUCCCUAUUGCUCUUAUCUGCAGUGACAUCUACAAACGAAUGGCUACCUUUUCUAUGGAACUCUACCAACGCUGUGAGAUGGAACAGAAUGCCAGUGAGUUUGGUAAAAUGGCUCUUGGCACUUUAGACAUCAGCUUCCGAGACUCCAGUGCUCAGGCCUACAGCAUGCUCAGUCGACCAUUACCAGACUUUAAUAAUAAAACAGCAAUUGAAAUCGCACAUGACUCUGGUUACCUCCAUUUUAUUGCUCAUCCUUGUUGUCAGAAGUGGUUAACCAAGAAACUAUUUGGAUCAAUCCAAGUUAAAGAACUCGACUGGGGAGUAUUCAGACUUCCUUAUUGGUUCAAGAUUCUGGCCAGUGUAUUUCUGGUGCUACCAAUGUAUAUCUGGAUUGCCUUUGUACCAAGUUGUACCAACCAAAGCAAGUUAAAAGUAGAUAUUUAUCUCAGAGGUAAAUCAAUAUUUUAUAUUUCUCUGAACUACAACUGCAAUGUUAUGUCAGUUGAGAUUUUUUUCUCCAUUUAUUUCCAGAAUGGGAAACGGUCCGUAGGUGCCAGGUUGAGAACAGCUUUGAGAAGGAAACGCAAAUUGAAAUUGCCAUUUUGGAGGCAGAUUUAUCUGUUGUGGAAUUCCCCAAUCACCAAAUUUUGGAUGACUCAGGUGUUUUACUUCAUCUACCUCGGUAUCUUUAGUUUGGCUGUGCUGUGGCCCACCUGUGGAAAUAUAUUGCUAGACCUUAUUGUUUGGUUAUGGACGCUGGUUAUAGUCACAGAAAUUGCUCGACGAACAUAUAUAAAACAUCAGAAAUACAAAGCAUUAUCAUUACUUGGACACUGUGUGGAGAUUAUCUUAAUAUUGGUGUUCUUAAUACUCUACCUGAUUUUGCGGAUUAUUCCAAACUGGGUGAAUUUCUCCGAUUUUAUCACAGCGAAGAUUGUCAUGGCUAUUGGUUUGAUUUAUUUUUUCUAUCGUCUGCUUGGUGUAUACCUGCCUAUUAGUCCAACGCUCGGACCGAAUUUAGUACGUAUUGUCAGAAUGGUGAAGCAUGAUUUUGUGGCCUUCAUCAGGAUGUUCUUGAUAUUCCUCUUAGCUGGUGGUGUGACCACACAAGCCGUCCUCUACCCAAACUAUCCUCUUGGCACCCAAAUGUUAAAAAAUGUCUUGACACGUCCACUCUUUGCCUUAUUUUUAACACAAAUUCAGGAUUUAGAUGGUUUUAAAGACUGCACUCCUUUGUACAAAAAUAUUUCGCCAAGUUAUUGCACUACAAGAAAAACAUCUUCGCCAUUUGUUUCAGAUGCAGGAAUUGCUGCUGUUGCUACAUGUCCAUAUUCCAGUCUCGGGGGUUAUAUCGUUGUGUUGCAAUAUCUCAUUAUAUGCAAGUUAAUUCUUACGACAAUUUUAUUUGCAAUGUUUGCAUUAACAAUUAGCAAAGUUGAUAAUGAAGCAUCUUCCAUAUGGAAAUUUCAGCGCUAUGCUUUAGUUGUUGACUUUGAAGAACGGCUCUGUUUCCCACCGCCUCUUACCUUCUUAAGUUAUUUUGCAAUGCUUAUCCGGCUUAUUUACCGCAAAAUGAAGAAAUGUAAAAGAAAUUGUGAAUUCUUCUGCAAAUGUUGGAAGAAAUCAGCUUUGCCCGAAGCUUCUUCUUCGUCCCAUCGAGCUAGUCAGCGUCUCAAAAGAUCAGAAGAUUACAGCUAUUGGAAGAAGUGUGCAAAAGAGUAUUCUUUAACUUUAGAAACUCAACAAAAGAUGUCUGAAUUCCCAAAGAAGCAAGCAGAAAUUGUUAACAAUUUAAAAGAUGAUAUGCAACUGCAAAAGAAGAACAUUAAACGCCUCAGUGAUCGUGUUGUGGAACUAGAGAGGGCGCUACAGACCAGUAGAAUAUACUUGGAAGAUAUUAAACAUAUGUUGGAUAAAUCUGAUGUCCAAGGUGUGUCCAGUACGAAAGGUCAGAGUCUCCAUGUUGCCUCACGACAGUCUCCCUACCCUGGAACCAAACUUGCUCGAUUCCCAGUCUUUGAUAAAUAUGUGCCUUGGGAAAGUAUAUACGAUGUGUAUGAUCCUAAAACAUACACCAAACCAAAAGACCAAUUUCUGGAAUAUGAAAUUGUGUUUGUUGAUGAAGAUAUCUUCGAGUUACGGGCCCUUGAAGAACUUCGAGCCCAAAUGCCAGAAGAAGAAAGAGUUGAACAACCUGCACUCCCUAAUUUCCGACCUAUGUGGAAUGCAGUGGUUACAUAUCGACAAGGAAAUGCUACACGAGAGGUAGACCGGAGAUCUUGGAUUACGAUAGAUUCUCAGCCUGUCCGAUACAAAUUAGAUCCUUCUGGAGUUCCACAAAAUCCAAUGGGUCGCACGGGUAUUCGAGGUAAAGGUUCAUUAUGGCGCUGGGGUCCCAAUCAUGUGAUUCGAGGUGUUGUGACCAGAUGGAGACGCAAAUAUACUACAGAUUUUCAGCCAACCAACUAUCUCUAUGUCGAUGGGAAACGAGUCUUGGAGUUUAUUGCUGUGCGGAAAGAAGAUGCAGAUGAAUACCUCUUUUGUUUACCUGGGGAUGCCCUCCAUGGCUUGACAUCCCCUUACAGUACGAUGUGUGAAGCAUUCAUGAAAUCUGUAUUUGAUGAACACGAUGUUGAUUCUAAAACUGAACUUGACCAAACCGACAUGAUCCAGUUUUAUGCCCAGUUUGCGACUUCGACUCACUGUCCCCGCAGUUCAGCAUCACUGUCCAGUCCAUCCCGCUCGACCAGUCAGACAAUGCUGCCAAUGUUGUCUGGUUCAAGAACAAGUCUUCGCACAGAACAAGAUAACCAAGGAUUCUCAGCCUGUCUGCUCUACAAAGGUUACGUUGAUGAUCCAAGAAAUACAGACAAUGCCUGGGUUGAAGCUGAAGUCUGGAAUUUUCAUUAUGACUUUGCAGAUACCUUUGAUAGUCGUAUACUAGAAGACGCCAGUGUGAAAUGGAAAGAAGUGUCCCCUUAUGUGAAGUUGGUCGGGAAUGAAGCUGUUAUUGUACAGGAAGCUGCCAGGAUCCAUGAUGCUUACAACUGAUGGGUGGGGGUGUAUGAUGGGGGGAAUGGGAUG